AGGAAAUGUUUUCUGCACUUCAUUCUGCAACUGAAAGUGAAACUAAAAUAUUCAGAAAGAGAUUAGAGCAGUGUUAGGGCGUUGUUGUCCUAGUUCUGGGUAAAAUACAAAUCGGGGGAGCUAAAGAGGAAAACAAUGAACAACCCGAGAGCUUCCAAAAUAAUCUGUUUGCUGUUGGCAUUUUCACUCACAGAAACAGCUAUUUUUACCGUUGAAAAAAGUGAGUCACCUAUUAAAGUUCUGGCAAAUCAAAAUGUUGUCAUUCCAUGUAUGAUAACCGGAUAUACCACCCCACAGCUGGACUUAAGUAAUCUUGUAGUCAAAUGGACACAUAAGUCAUCCAAUGGAAGCACACACGAUUUGUAUGAAUUUAACAACAACAUCCACAAUCGAAUCAAAAAGGAUUUAAUUAUAUUGGAAAAUAAACUUCUAUAUGGCGAUGCCGGACUUCACAUACCUCGAGUUUGGAUAAAUGAUGAAGGGAACUAUAGGUGCGAUGUAUUUUCUACUCCUCACCAUGCAGAGGGCUUAUCUACUCUUCAGGUAUCUGCUGUGCCAACCACUACAUUGAUGCCAUCCACUUUAGAAAUUGAAACAGGAACAGAGAAGUCUAUUACAUGCGAAGUCAAUCGUUUCUAUCCUGAACAACUGAAGAUACAAUGGGUGCAGCACCUUAAAAAUUCUACCAGAUGUACAUUGGAGAAACGUAUUUGCACGGGCAGUCCGGUUAUAAACCCAGAUGGGACUUACAAUGCAACAAGUCAGUUAACCAUAAUUCCUUCAAUGAUAGAUGAUGGAGAUGUUUUUUCGUGUAAUGUUCAACAUCGAUCAAUGGAGAAUGGGCGUGUUUUAAAUAUUACUCUGGUUGUGAAAGAACAAGAAAAAAACAAAGGUUUAAUCGUUGGAAUUACUAUUGGAACUAUUAUUGCUGCAGUAUUUGGAUCGUUGUUAAUUUAUUUUCUAUAUUGGAAAACCGUGUCACCAAAACUUUCAGAGAUUACUGGAAAUGAAAAUCUGAACCACAUGAGUAGAGCUACGCUUACUUGUCAGAUCUCUGCCUUCAGACCAAAACCAAUCGGAAUAAUGAUAAAGAUUAAAAAUCAAGCAGGUAAAAACAUUAAUCGGACUUACACAUGGGAAGAAAUACAGAAUCAACAAAAUAAUAUUUCACAAAAAAAAAAUAAUGAUGGAGAUUGCAGAGUGGACAUUCCCCUGACUGAGAAUGAGCCGAUGCUGAACGAGGAUUAUAACGCUGAGUUAAAUAUGGAAAUGAAACCUACUAUGAAAUCAAAUAAAGAUGGCACCUUCAGCUGCCAGUGCAAUAUUAAAUUAACACCUAAUAUCGAAGAGUGUAACGAUGCAGAACUUUUUGUAUAUGUGACGCACAAAUCUUUAAGGGAACAAAGCUACAUAAGUUGCAGGUUAAAGGUUAUUGGAGUUGCACCUAAAUUAUCUGAUAUCGUGGCUCCCUUGCGCAUGAUACAUGGAGAGCGUUUGGCGUUAACCUGUCCCAUCAACGGAUUUAAGCCCAGACCUUUAGCUAUUACUUGGCUAAAAAAGGAUUCACAUGGCCAAGAAAAUCAGCUACUAAAAUAUGAAAAUAAUAAAGAAACAUUUAGAGAUUCUCAUUAUUCACACAUCUUAAGUGAAAAUGAACAUAACGACCAUUCCUUCAGCGUGUUAAGUAUCAUAACCGUCAGAGCACAGAUAGAAGAUAAUGGAACAACCUACAUCUGUAGGACGUAUCAUUCUGCAACACAAGAAACUUCUGAGAAAUCUCUGGAAAUGAACGUUUUAGCCCUCCCACAGAUGGAUAAUAUACAGAGUUCUGAAGACAUACUUUAUGCUGGAGAGAAGAUUCAUCUUUCCUGUAAAAUCCAUUCCUUCUUCCCUCAGCCUGUGACUGUUUGCUGGUAUAAGGACAAUACAACAUUGCCAUGUAACAAUGACGAUAUUCUAUCUCAAGCAAACAAGCUACUUCACUUUACCAGCAGAUUAUUAUAUGUCCCUGACAUAAAGGAUUUAAAUAAGACAUUCAGAUGUGAAGUUAAACAUAGCAGUCUUGAAGAACCUAAAAGUGUUACCUGGAAAAUAAAAAAACUGAUUUCUAAACCAAGAAUACCUGAAAUACGUUGUGAAUCUGGUGUCCCAGAAUGUAACAAACUUGUAAAACUAUCAUGUUCGGUAAGAGAUUAUUACCCGGAUGAGUGUACAAUACGCUGGUAUUCGAGAAAAAGCGAAAUCAAUGGUAAAGAUAAAACUUGGGAAGACAAAGAAUCUGGCCUUUUUAACAGCACCACUGAAAUGGAGCUUAUACCAACAGCUAAGGACCACGGAACAGAAGUCCAUUUGGAAGUCACUCACAGCAAAAUGAUGAGCACAACAAAAACAUUUUUAAUUACUCUAGAAGGUUUUCCAAUAUUUGAAAGCAUCUAUACUGAUAAAACGCCAAAAUAUGGAGAACUGUUAACUAUUUGUUGUAAAGUGAAGAGUGGCAAUCUUCAAGAUAUCAAAGCUGAGUGGUUAGAAAACAGAGAUCCAGUGAAAAGUAGUAUGGUAGCGGAAACACAGAAAGAGAAAGAUGUUAUAUUGUACCGUCUCAAGUUUAUACCUACAGCAGAAGACUACGCACAAGUAUUCACUUGUCUUCUGCAACACAGAAAUAUUCCAGAACCUUUAAAGAAACAUCUAAACUUACGUCUUCCAGAAAAAUCACCCAGUUUAUCAGAGAUUACAAUAUUUCCCAGCAAACCUGAGAUUAACAAAGAAACCUGUUUUAAAGUUAACAUAUCUGGCUUUGCACCCAAAGGAAUUCAAGUGAAAUGGUACAAUGAAUUUAUUGAGUUAUCUGAAAAUAUUAGCACUUCAAAGCCGACAAUUCAAAAAGACGGUUUAUAUUCAUGUUUAAGUGAUCUGAGAUACACGCCAAACAAAAACGAUCUUGGAAGGUCAAUUCGUUGUGAAGUUACCCAUACUGCCAGCAGAAAAACCAAUGAAAAAAGAUAUGUUCUACAGCUAGAAAAUUCCAGCUACAUAAAUGGAAACCUACAGAAGCGAAUUCCACAAAUUCAAAAUGCUUCUGGAAAUCGUAGUUCAAAACCACAGAUUAUGUGGAUUAAGUGCAUGUCUGAGAAUCCUAAAAGAGGGGAAGAUGUCACACUUACAGCUUUCAUUAAAGACUUGAAUGUAAACAAUGGCACCUUCUGUUGGCAGAAUGGAAUAUACCCCAUCGAUGAUGACCAGAUACAAAACAGUGACCAACAAGAUGGAUCUGGCUGUCUUUCCACAGUAACCUUUAAAACGGAAAACUCAGAUAGUCAAUGUGAAAUAACGUUGGAGGUGACCAGUAACUUUGAAAGUAUGGAAAAGAGCUACAGUGUAAAACUGUCUUGAGAUAUAAAUGCUAAAGAUAAAAUGCAAAAAUACAGCUACGUCAAAGACCUCUAGAAGCUUUAUAUCCCAAAGGAAGUGAUGAACACGUGCUGUUUGUGCACUGGUUGGCUUUGUGACAUCAUUUCUGGUCAUGAAGCUUUAUGUGCUAAAUGUUUCAGGUCUAUUCUAUUUGGGGCUUUCCUCUUAAGGAAUAAAUACUGUAUUAGGGGUUGGUAAACCUUUUUUGUAAAGGACCAGAAAAUAAAUAUUUAUGCAUUGCGGGCCAAGACGUAAAUCAAUAUUACGUAUGUACUGCUAUACGAAGAGCAAACAAAUUUCCACAAUUUUUUAUUUACAAAAUUCUAAAUUUAUGAUGAACAAAUGAGUAACUCUGAAACUUUGAUUGCAGCCUGAAUUUCAUUUUUUAUUUAUGUAAUAAAAAAUCUUCUGUAUUGAGAUUCCAUUUUAAAUUUUGAAAAUAUUAUUUCCUUUUACUUUAAGAAUGUCUACAUAUAUUGUAGUGAACCGAGCAUCAGUGCAAAGGGAUGAGAGUGCCGUGUAUGGUCUCUGUCACAACUGCUCCAGUCUGCCAUCAUAGCGCAAGUGUAGCCUUAGUACGUACAAAUGGGCGUGUGUGUUCAAAUAAAACUUUAUUUAUGGACACUGAAAAUUCAAUUUCAUAAAAUUUUUACCUAUCACAAAAUAAUCUUCUUUUGACUUUUCUUCAAUCAUUUAAAAAUGGCAGCAGGCCUGCCUUGGCACCCGGGCUCUAAAUGGGGUGCUAUACUUUACAUGUCAUAAGAUGCAAACAAAAUAAUGUGUGUGUGCGUGUGUAUAUUCUCCCACAUAUAGAUUUGUUUAUGCACUGAAUGUGUAACCUAGAUAAAUAUAUUAUUGCAUAAAUAAAAGUCUUAAAUGUAAUAAAACAUA
Messenger RNA from Bombina bombina (fire-bellied toad), 4302 nucleotides. It is a transcript of the gene NCR3LG1, whose product is annotated as natural killer cell cytotoxicity receptor 3 ligand 1. The transcript has 12 exons. NCBI's taxonomy places the organism in Eukaryota, Metazoa, Chordata, Amphibia, Anura, Bombinatoridae. The coding region runs from base 136 to 3393 and encodes 1085 amino acids. The record is from RefSeq and is a predicted model, not a curated record.